This is a messenger RNA of Malus domestica (apple), 921 nucleotides long. RefSeq names its product thiosulfate sulfurtransferase 16, chloroplastic. The record is from RefSeq and is a predicted model, not a curated record. NCBI's taxonomy places the organism in Eukaryota, Viridiplantae, Streptophyta, Magnoliopsida, Rosales, Rosaceae.
ACAUGACACCCCCAUUAAUCCUCCCUCACAACCAUUUUCCAAAAUUGCUCUGAUAAAACUGCAAAGCUGCAUUGCAAUCUGCAAAUCUCAGAUACCAAAAACCUAAAUAAUUAGAAAUAUGAUGGCGGUUUCGUCUAUAUCAUCCUCCUCUUGCUUUACUAGCUCUGCUGCAAUUCGACAUCCUUCACUUCUUUCUCACAAAAAUCUCAUCCACAAAUCUUCAUUUUCUCUAAACGGGAAGAGACUUGGCACUGAACUCCAAAACAACUUCAACUUCUGUGUGAAAGUUUCUCAGAAGAGGAAUUUGGAGGCCGUUGGAGUUCCAACUUCGGUGCCAGUUCGUGUGGCUCACGAGCUUCUUCAAGCUGGACACAAAUAUUUGGAUGUCAGGACUCCUGGGGAGUUUAGUGCAGGCCAUGCACCUGGGGCUGUUAACAUCCCUUACUUGUACAAAGUUGGCUCAGGGAUGUCAAAGAACCCAGAAUUUCUAAAAGAAGUGUCAUCACAUUUCAGAAAACAUGAUGAGAUUAUAGUUGGAUGCCAGCUUGGGAAAAGGUCGAUGAUGGCUGCAACUGAUCUUGUAGCUGCUGGUUUCACUGGCAUUACAGAUAUAGCUGGUGGGUAUGCUGUUUGGACACAGACUGGACUUCCAACAGAGAUAUGAAAUGUGAUUGUUUCUUGCCAAAGGGAGAGAGAGAGAGAGAGAAGAGAGAGAAAGAGAGAGAGAGAGGACUUUGGAACCAAAGUUUAUGCUGCAGGAAAAAUAAAAACACAGAUAAAGUGGCAGUAGAGCCCUGCGGAAGCAUAGAAACUUGGUUCCAAAGAAUAUUAUUGUAAAAAUGUGGCAACAGGAAAAAAUCAUGUAAAAGCAAAAUUAGUAAAUAAAUUAAGCUAUCACAACCACAAAGUUGGCAUCCAAUA